Molecule: messenger RNA, 1393 nt
Organism: Lingula anatina
Lineage: Eukaryota; Metazoa; Brachiopoda; Lingulata; Lingulida; Lingulidae
Product: sodium/mannose cotransporter SLC5A10-like
Biological process (GO): transmembrane transport
Cellular component (GO): plasma membrane
Molecular function (GO): D-glucose:sodium symporter activity
Source: RefSeq, a predicted model, not a curated record
CUUAUCUCUGUACGUGAGUAAUAUAGGGAGCAGUAGUUUUAUAGGUCUGGCAGGAGCAGCAAGUGCCAACGGUAUAGCGGUGGUCUGCUACGAGUUGUCGGGUUUGUUCUGUAUUCUGCUCCUGGGGUUCUUCUUCGUCCCUGUAUAUAUAUCUGCUGGGGUCUAUACCAUGCCGGAGUAUCUUCUGAAGCGGUUCGGCAGUCAGCGUCUGGAGGUCUAUCUCGCCGUCCAGAACCUGCUCCUGUUCGCUUUCACCAAGCUGUCGGCGGAGAUAUUUGCGGGGACUGUGAUCGUGAAGGAAGUCCUGGGCUGGGACCAGAUGCUCUCAGUGUUGUUGCUUAUGGUGGCAACUGCUUUGUACACUGUGUUAGGUGGUCUGGCGGCAGUCAUUUACACGGAUGCCUUGCAAACCUUUGUUUUGCUGAUAGGAGCUGUGAUCUUAGCCGUCAUAGCUAUGGUCCGUGUCGGCGGCUACGGUGCCAUGGAGGCCGGUUACAUGCUGUCUGUUCCCAAUGCAACCAAAUACCUGAAUACUACCUGUGGCCUACCUGAGCCGGACGCCUUCCACAUCCUGCGCGAGGCUACUGACCCCAACUACCCGUGGACAGGGGUGGUUUUUGGGGCCACGGUCUUGUCGUCAUGGUACUUCUGUACUGACCAGGUGUUGGUCCAGAGGACCCUCUCAGCCAGGAACACCCUGCAUGCCAAAGCGGGAUCUAUACUGGCAGCCUACCUCAAGGUACUGCCUCUGUUCCUGAUGGUUUGGCCAGGGAUGAUCAGCAGGGUGCUAUUCACAGACGACGUGGCCUGCUCCACUCCAGAAGAAUGUAAUCGUGUGUGUGGCAAUGCCAAUGGAUGUGCUAAUAUAGCAUACCCCAAACUAGUGCUGGAACUCAUGCCCACAGGUCUGAGAGGUUUGAUGCUGGCCGCCAUGUUGGCCGCUCUGAUGAGUUCCUUGACGUCCAUUUUUAACAGCGGUAGUACCGUGUUCACCAUCAACGUCUGGAAGAAGAUCAGGAAAAACGCAUCAGAGUGGGAGCUGAUGAUAGUGGGGCGGGUAUUUGUCCUUGUCUUCAUUGGGUUCAGCGUUGUGUGGCUGCCCAUUGUAGGGGGCGCUAAAGACGGUCAACUGUUCAACUACCUCCAGUCCAUUGCCUCGUACCUGGCGCCACCUAUACUAGCCUGCUUUGGUCUUGGUGUUGCUUGGAAAAGGAUAAAUGAACCGGGUGCGUUUUGGGGAAUGAUGGUUGGGCUCGUCUUGGGUCUGGCCAGGAUGAUUGCUGAUUUCGCCUUACCAGCGCCUCCUUGCGGUCUACCAGACAGUCGUCCUUGGAUCUUGAAGGAUUUUCAUUACCUAAACUACGCCUUUGCCUUAUUCAUUGUUUGUAUUAUU